UUUCAGCAUACACAAGGAAGCAUUUUUCUCGGAAAAAAGAAUCCAGGAAAUCUCAUUUAAUGUUGUAGGCCUCAAAGCGUAUUUCAUCCCUAUUCUUCUUCCUCUCCACCAGCUGCCUUCCCCGAUUCAUACUCUCUCUCUCUCUCUCUCUAUCUCUCAAUGGCGACUUUCGCAAGAAAUCGUGGGUUUGCAAUAGCCUCAAAUCUCCUCAAAACACUAACAAAGUCAUCCGAUCUUCCCUCAAACUCGAGACAUCUAAGUCUCGUCAGCAGUCCAAUCAGCAACCACACUGCUAAAUGGAUGCAGGAUACAAGUAAGAAAUCUCCAAUGGAGUUGAUCAAUGAAGUUCCGCCCAUCAAGGUUGAAGGCAGGAUUGUUGCCUGUGAAGGAGAUAACGAUCCUGCACUUGGACACCCAAUUGAGUUCAUAUGCCUCGACCGUGAAGAGCCGGCUGUGUGCAAAUAUUGUGGCCUGCGCUUUGUGCAGGAUCAUGGCAGCCAUCAUCACUAGGAUUUAGGUGCCGAAUUUUCUUACCUAGGAUGAGUCUUUCAAGCUAUCGCUGGGGGAUGAUCCAUGUGUUACCCUUGUUUGUUGGGUCUAUUUGUAGAAUCAUGGUCCCUCCAACAAUGCUUCCAUGCCUUGAUUUGCUGCACAAUAAGGAUUUAGCAUUUUGUUUAAAUUGUUUUCUAAUCCAAACUUGGAAGAUAAUAUAUGAACAAAGUUUGGAUUGCU
This is a messenger RNA of Malania oleifera, 732 nucleotides long. Its product is annotated as NADH dehydrogenase [ubiquinone] iron-sulfur protein 6, mitochondrial. Bases 160 to 510 code for a protein of 116 amino acids. Lineage: Eukaryota; Viridiplantae; Streptophyta; Magnoliopsida; Santalales; Ximeniaceae. The record is from RefSeq and is a predicted model, not a curated record. Gene Ontology annotation, biological process: mitochondrial electron transport, NADH to ubiquinone. The transcript is spliced from 3 exons.